AUGGACGUGGAAGAAAUUUGUGAAGACGAUGAGCCAUCGUCGACUGACCUCAUUCGGUUAGUGCUUAUUGUUGGAAUGGGCACCACCGUCUGCAUCAUCGGUAAGGCUACCUGUCGCAGAAAUGUUACGAGAUCAUUACUAAUAUUUUCUCAUUUGAGUCAAAUGAGCAGAAAAGAGGCAUCAAAGAUAGCCUUUGAAGUGCUAAGUGAGAUUUUGAACCUUAAGUUCAUUUUUCCAUCGGCAUUGAUUUGGGAAUAUUUUCGUGUAGAAGCGCUCUAUGUGGCAUGGCAUCAUUACAUUCGAUAUGUGUUGAUUGCGGCAUCUACCCUGCUGAUAGUGUCGGCAUCCUUUGAACGAUAUAUUUGCUCACUUCAGUCUACUUCCGGUUUUGAACCAAGAAAACGAGUGGCGGUCAUCACAUUGGUGCUAUUGUUAGCUCUCGUAAUGAAGGGCUCAGUUUAUUUCGAAUUGGAAAUGCAGUUUCUUCCCCACUGUCCGAUAUUUACCAGCUUGCGACUAGACCUAUCGGAGUUAACGCGUAGCGAAAGCUACAAAACGAUAUGGAUGUUUUGGUGCCGCAAUUUCCUGAACGUAUUUCUGCCAUUUUCACUUCUGCUGAUGCUGAACACCGCAACCAUUGCCAACCUCAAUCGAUAUUCCAAAGAAUCAGUAAUUGAGAAGCCUCAACAGAGCUGUGUUCAGAAACUUCCAUCUCUUAUCCACGGCUCCGCUGCCGCGGCUGAGGCUCGGAAGAAGAAAAAGGAUGCCACCAGGACCCUGGCCGCCCUCGUCACAGUGUAUCUGCUCGCCAAUACUCUGAACCUUCUGCUUACCAUUAUGGAAUUCAUUAGACCAGAAUGGUUGCGGAAUCUUGGCGAAGGACGCAUAUAUAAGUACCUAGCUGAUCUAUCUUCUCUUCUCACAAUCUCAUCUACAGCCACUCGACUUCCCGUGUACUUCCACUGCAACCGAGAAAUCCGCAAACAGCUCAGACAUUUCUUCGCCCAAUUUGGAAAUUGUCGUGCCAAAAAGGAGGUUAUGCUUUGA
This is a messenger RNA of Haemonchus placei, 1047 nucleotides long. The record is from the annotation of a GenBank genome assembly. Lineage: Eukaryota; Metazoa; Nematoda; Chromadorea; Rhabditida; Trichostrongylidae.